GGGUGAUCUACCUGCACGGUACCAUUCCAAAUGUAAACAAAAACCCGCCAUCUUGGAUGAGAAAAGCACCUUAUUUUGGAGAAUACUUUUCAAAGCGUAGAAAGAGGGGAACGUACCGUAGUCCACAUUACAAUGUUACGGCUGACUGUCUUUUUCCUGGUCAUCUUUGGCCUCCUAGCCCAAUUCGCGUUCUGUGGCCGAGUGCGGCGGCGCCUGGACGAGUUCGGGGAAAUGAUAAUGCUUACCACCUCACGCAGCCCAAUGGAUUUUAACGGCUAUGGGAAUUUCUGCGGCUACGGCGGAAGUGGCGACCCCGUGGACCCCAUUGAUCAGUGCUGUAAGGUGCACGAUAAUUGCUACCAGAGGUUGAACCGCAAAGAGUGUGACGCCCUGCUCAAGUACCGCGUCUACACCACAGAGUACAAGUGGUCAUUCAAGGAUGGGACCAUCAUAUGCAACGAGUUGGACUCAUGCGCGCACGAGCUGUGCGAGUGUGACCGCGUGGCCGCCACGUGCUUCGGGGAGCACGAGCAACUGUACGACCCGGAAAAUAAACAUAACGCGCUGCUGUUCGGAAUCAAGCAGGUCAUUUCGAAACUAUAAAGAGGGCAAUAGCGGCCACCUGGGAACAGCUAUUUAUUUUUGUGUUAAAAUUUGAUACUGUUAUAAAUGUAUAAGUUUUCCAAAUUGAGAUUAUAUGACCUCAAAAUUGUACUACCGAUGUUUUUCAUAAAUAUGAACUUUGUACUGUCUGAGAAUCUAUAGACGGUACAAAGUGCAUAUUUAUGGAAAAAACAAACAAUAUUUUUUCACAUUUUUGUUAUCGUUAGUUUUAUUUUGAAACUAAAAGAUUUUAUUUUUAUUUUUGAAAAAAAAUAAUUUUGAGUUUGAAAAUCCAGUGCAAGUAGAAAGAAGAGCCGUGAGAAUUCAGCAUUGGAUAUUUGUACAUCACUUAAAGACAACAAUAAAAAAAUUAAAGAUUUU
Molecule: messenger RNA, 984 nt
Organism: Mya arenaria
Lineage: Eukaryota; Metazoa; Mollusca; Bivalvia; Myida; Myidae
Product: acidic phospholipase A2 Cc1-PLA2-like
Exons: 6
Coding region: 133-603 (156 amino acids)
Biological process (GO): lipid catabolic process; arachidonate secretion; phospholipid metabolic process
Molecular function (GO): phospholipid binding; calcium ion binding
Source: RefSeq, a predicted model, not a curated record